AUAUAGAGCCAGUGAAGUAUGUGAAGCAAACGCAGCCAAAAGCCAUUCAGUCUAUGCAGCUUGGUCUAAUUCAUCGGGGGGGUCAACUCCUGAGGAGCGGAUGAAGAAACAAAUUUUGCUUAUAUUCACAUUCAGAGGGAUAGUGAGCAAAGGCAAAAAGGGGAAAAAAAGAAAAUGGCCAAUUUCAUAUUAAGGACGGCCCAACCAAAGGAUGUAUGUGAUAUCUUGCGACUCAUAAAGGAACUUGCAAAAUUUGAGGAGAUGGAGGAACAGGUCAUCCUAACCGAGAAAGAGCUACUUGAAGAUGGUUUUGGAGAUCAUCCCUUCUACCACUGCUUGGUGGCUGAGGUGCCAACAGAAACGAAAACAGCGGAAGGGUACACUGUAAUCGCCUUCGCCAUGUACUACUUCACCUACGACCCUUGGAUUGGAAAGCUGCUGUACCUGGAGGACUUUUAUGUUAUGCCAGAGUUUCAGGGGUUUGGCAUCGGCUCACAGAUUCUGAAGGUCUUGAGUGAGACGGCAGUGAGGACUCGAUGCAGCAGCAUGCACUUCAUUGUAGCAGAAAACAACACCAAAUCUAUUGAAUUCUACAAGAGAAGGGGGGCGGCUGACCUUUCAUCCGAGGAAGGCUGGCGCCUGUUUGCCAUUGACAAGGAGGAGCUGUUGAAAAUGAACACAAAAUAAAUGACAAAACAAAUACAAAUAAAACAAACAGAGGAAAGUGAAUCCAUUGCAUUUAAUUGAAAGUUUACAUUAAACUGUAUUAUAAAACAGUAAUUCAACAAAUAUAAUGUAAAUCUUGUGA
Messenger RNA from Syngnathus acus (greater pipefish), 808 nucleotides. Its product is annotated as diamine acetyltransferase 1-like. The record is from RefSeq and is a predicted model, not a curated record. The transcript has 7 exons. Lineage: Eukaryota; Metazoa; Chordata; Actinopteri; Syngnathiformes; Syngnathidae. Gene Ontology annotation, molecular function: N-acetyltransferase activity. The coding region runs from base 175 to 687 and encodes 170 amino acids.